CUAAAAAAUAAAAUAAAAAAAAUAAAAAAUAAAUAAAAAAUAAAAAUAAAAAGAGAGAAAAAGGAAAAGAAAGAAAGAGAAACCCUAACAAGCUCCACUGGCCCCUCCUCCUCCCUCCUACUCUUUCUCUUUCACUUUCUUGAUCUCCAUUCCACCAGAAUCCCUCUAAAUUGCACAAAAUUAGGGCUUCUUCUCCCCGAUCUCGGCCGUGUUUGCCGUUCAUUUGUUGAAUGCCGUUGUUUUUUGGCUUUGAAUUUGAGUUGAUUUCGGUUGGUUUUGGGAAAAGGUGCCGCCUUUGCAGUGGUUGUGCCGGAGUUGGGGAAGCCCUAAGAGAGGAGAUCAGUGCUCGUUGGGGGUCGGGAAAGGUUCAAAUCAGACAUGGUGUUUUUGUCCGUGAGAAUGAUAGUUUUGUAAACAUAGGAGUUCUGUAGAAGAUGCCGCCUUCGCCUGCAUUGAGGUGCUCCCCUGGGAGGGAGCUUAGAACUGAGCAUAACCACAAGAGAGGCCGGAGUUUUGAGAGCAGUGUUCCAAUGAAAACUAAAGAUGAUGAUCUUACCUUGUUCACUGAUAUGGAGUCUAGGGAGAGGGAUAACUUUUUGUUACAAUCGGCUGAUGAUUUGAAUGCCUCCAUUGCGAGAUUGAGGUACUGUUCCGAUUUGAAGCUCAGCGUCAACAUUCGUGCCGGGGGACAGAGCAGUGAGUUGCUGAAUGUGGAUGGUGAGAAGAAUGAUUAUGAUUGGCUGUUAACUCCUCCUGAUACUCCUCUUUUUCGGUCCUUGGAUGAUGAGGAGGCUCAACCUGUUAAUCCAGCACCUAGGGGAAGGCAGCACAGUCAGCCCAUCUCUAUUCGAUCGCCUGCUAGUGAGAAGGCUCAACGGACAAGUAGAAGCAGUUAUAGUCCGCAUAGACUGAGCCCAUCACCUCGAUCUACCACUGGUGUCACUCAACCAAAGGUAACUCCAUCUUCUGCUCCCCAUUCUAGUCUGACACCUUUAAGGCCUACGACGCCUUCAAGAAGACCUUCUACACCACCGAACAAACCUUCAGCAACUACUCCCCGGUCUUCAACUCCCACUCUUAGGAGGAUGAGCACUGGUUCUGGUGGUCAGGCAUCUUCACCUGUAAGAAGGGGGACCUCCCCAGUAAGGCCAAGUCGUGGCAAUUCUGCUUCCCCGAAGCUGCGAGGAUGGCUGACAAAUCCCCCUGGUUUCUCCUCUGAUUCACCUGCAAACCUUUGUACUUCUCUGGCAGAGUUGCCAUCAUCAAAUUCCAAGGCUGUGUCUCCAGCAUCUAGAAAUGGACGACAGUCCAUGUCACCAACUGCUCCUAGAAACAGAAGGCUGUCAAUGUCACCUGUUGGUUCUAGAAGUACUACCGCACUGCAUAGCCAUGAACGAGAUCGCUUCAGCACUUACAGUAAAGGUUCUGUAGCAUCAUCUGGUGAUGAUGAUGUGGAUUCUCUCUACUCUGUAGGCAUUGAGACCUCUUCCAGCCCAUCCAGCGGACAAAAUGGAGUUAUUGGGAAUAGCAGAGCUAUACCAUUCUCUAAGAAACCAGUCAGAACACCAUCUGCAAGUUCUAUUCCCAAAAGGUCUUACGAUUCUGCACUUCGACAAGUGGAUCAUCAUAAAACUCCCCAGAAUAUGUUCAGACCACUUUUAUCAAGUGUUCCUACAACCACAUUUUAUACUGGGAAGGCAAACAGUGUGCAUCGUCCAUUGUUCUCAAGGAAUUCUUCUGUCACAACUAGCAGUAAUGCAAGCUCUGAGCUAGGUGUCAUUGUUGCUCAUGAUUUUGUUGAGGCCGAAGAUCAUGACCAGAAUCAUUUAGUUAAUGAAUGGGAAAAGCCUCAGGAUUUUGACGCCCAAGAGGAAAUCUUUAUAUUUGACAAGAUGGAUGAGAUAAGUGAAAAUGGACAUUCUGUUGGAGGUGUGUCAAACAAAGUUGAUCUGGAGGAAGAAAAAUCUGCUGCCAACUUCAGGGAUCCUGGAUGCAUAGCACCCGCUUCUGAUGCUUCAUAUCUUGCCGGUAUCCCUUCUAAGGUUGAUUGUCUUGAAAUGCUGAAGACUUGCUCUAAAUGUGGAAAGCAAUUCCGUAUUAUGGACAUGGAAUCAAUUACCGAUGUUUGUCAAGAAUGUGUUGAUGAUGAUUUGGCUUCUUCUGAAGCGGCAUCUCAAACUGCUUUUCUUGUAGCUCAAAAUGAAUAUUCUCAGUCAGUGAGGCACGCUGGAAUAGAUAGAUUGUCAGAAGAGAUGCUGCCUGCCAUGGAAAUUUCUGAAUUGCCUGGUUUGCAUGAAAAUAAUGUUGACCGGGAUCCUGAUUUUGUGCCAAGCAGCUCUUUUUGCAACAUGGAGGUUGAUCUAACCAAAGUCCAUUCUGAUCAGCAGCCAAAGAGCUAUCAAGAGGAGAAAGCUGUACAAUCUGAAAGUAAAUUUCAAGAACCACGGGAUGUUACUCAUCCAAGUCCAAGGGCUUCGACUCCCGAGGGAACAGGUAUAUCAGUACUAUUGCAAAGGUCAAGUAGCAGUAAAUGGCCUGUUGUCCAGGGAAGAGCAUUCUUGGCUUCAAGUAUAAUGUGUUCUGAGCCUUCUUACACAAGGGACAAUGCUAAUGUGCUGAGACGCAGCUUUAGUCGAGAUAGUGCUUCCCCUUCUUCUUCAGUUGACUUGGCAUCAUCUAGACAAUCAGAGUUCCGCCUUCAACGACAGUUAAGCAGCCGGAAAGCGGAAAUAGAGCACAUGAGAAAUGCUGGUAAUGCAAAAGCUCAAAUUACUGAGCCUUUAAACUCUGGAGUCUCAAGUGAGCAAACAUUAAAUGGUUUUGUUGAUGCUGUGGACUAUGAACCUUAUGGGAAAAAAGAAACAUUUGAUCACGAGCAUAACAACUCCCUAGAAAACAUGAGAUCAAGUAGUACAAAGUCCAUGCCUUCCACACAAGCGGUUGUUGAGGGAGAUUUAUUCGGUUGUACUGAUAGUUUCACAGUAGUGGACUCUUUGCAUGAUGUCGAGACUGGAUUAGCAGGCGUUUCAGAAAAAUUAGGAAACAACAGAAGCACUCGAGAGUCAGGUGUAGAACAUGGUAUACCAGAUUCCUCUUGUAUUGGUGAAGAAGACAUGCUUAAUAAUAGUGUUUGUGGAAAUGAGAUGUCCGCUGUUCCAACAGAAAGCCCUUCUUUGGCGAUGCCACAGUUACAAAUUUCUCUUGAAGGUGUCCAAGAUUUACAGAGUGAUUCCGCUGCCUCAAGUGAUCGAAACAACAUGGAUGUAUCUCCUGAAUGUUCUGGUCCUGCAUCGUUAGAGAAGGAUUCAGAUUCACCGGCAUCCGCAAUGGAGUCUUACUCCAUUGACCAACAUCAUGAGAAAUCAAUGAUCACGGUGGAAGGGCCCAGAGGACACAUGUCAAGAAGCCUAACACUCGAAGAAGUAACUGAUACCAUCCUCUUCUGCAGCUCCAUAAUUCAUGAUUUAGCUUACAAGGCUGCAACAGAGGUAAUGGAAAGGGAGGAGUUUGUAACAGAGCCUCUUCGGCCAACGAUUCCUUCUAACAGAAACACUGUCGCCAACCCAAAAGGACUCAUCAUGGACAUCAUCCUACAAACGAACACCGAAACCUCAAAAGACCAAGCAGAAAAAGCUGGAAACUGAAACGAACACCACGGUCACAGAAUUCAAAGAUAAUACAAAGAUCCAAAACACCAUUGUUUCAAAUCAUGACUCGGUCGCGAACAAGCUCGACAGUGCUAAACCUCCAAAGUUGGAAUCCAAGUGCAAUUGCACAAUAAUGUAGUGAACCUAUAUUGAUGCAGAGAGUAUAUACAUAGACUUUAACUGAUUUAUUUGCGAUGGAAAUACCACGGUUGUAUCGGUUGAUGUGGUUUUGUAUAAUUGUUUAUGUAUGAGAGUCUCUUCAUGAGAGGAAUUAUAGAGUUUGUAGCAGGCUGGUUCUUUGGUUUUUAAUCUUGUUAGUCUGGCCCUCUUUUUUU
This is a messenger RNA of Dioscorea cayenensis subsp. rotundata (Guinea yam), 3982 nucleotides long. RefSeq lists its product as uncharacterized. Lineage: Eukaryota; Viridiplantae; Streptophyta; Magnoliopsida; Dioscoreales; Dioscoreaceae. Gene Ontology annotation, cellular component: cortical microtubule. The record is from RefSeq and is a predicted model, not a curated record. The coding region runs from base 435 to 3644 and encodes 1069 amino acids. The transcript is spliced from 7 exons. Gene Ontology annotation, biological process: cortical microtubule organization.